This is a messenger RNA of Rhincodon typus (whale shark), 8646 nucleotides long. RefSeq names its product assembly factor for spindle microtubules (gene aspm). NCBI's taxonomy places the organism in Eukaryota, Metazoa, Chordata, Chondrichthyes, Orectolobiformes, Rhincodontidae. The transcript has 21 exons. Gene Ontology annotation, biological process: establishment of meiotic spindle localization; spindle organization; mitotic cell cycle. The record is from RefSeq and is a predicted model, not a curated record. Gene Ontology annotation, cellular component: spindle pole. Gene Ontology annotation, molecular function: protein binding. The coding region runs from base 1 to 8646 and encodes 2881 amino acids.
AUGGAGGUGAGCUCGGCCCGGCGGCCGCACCGCGGGAUCCCGGCCUUGUCCGGUGGAGGCGAGGAUGCCCCGGUCCUCAUCCUCACUCACUUCGCCCGGACUCCGUACGUCUGCUUCAACAGCGUGAGGAUCGGCAGCUCCAAGACGGAGACCUUGGCAAUCGAGAAUCCCGAGACCGUCCCGGUUUGGGUGACGAUCGACAAGUUUCCCAGCUCCAAGGGGUUUACAGUCAGCGAACGGGAAUUCAUGGUUGAGCCAGCAGAAAAAUAUUACCUUUCCAUAACUUGGACACCGGUAGACAUUGGAGGGGUACGAGAAACUGUGACAUUCAAUGUUGGCUGUGUGAAAGUUCUUUGCAUUCUUCUGGGAAAGGCAGAGGAUGCACCCAAAAAAAAGCGAAGCCUGUGGGAAUCAAUAAAAAGAAAGGAAGGUUCUGGUCUUUUCAAACCAAAAAGAAGUGCAUCGAUUGCCAGCAAAACCAUCAUCAUAUCACAAAAGGUGGAUAUUAUGAAAACAGGGAAACCUCGCAGUCCUCUUCAAUCAUGUGAAAAUCUGAGUCCAGUUGGAGAUAGAGUUCCUCCUCUUCAUCACCCUUCAGCAUUUCAUGGUCAUGAGAUACUGCAAUUAUCUCCUAUAUUACCACCAGGUCAAGUAAAGGAAGAAUUUGAAAAUUGUACACCGCCUUCGCUUAAACGUUCUACUACUUAUUCUGUCCUUCAAAGUAAUGGAAUAAUAAUGCAAAAUGAGACGAGGCUGGAUGAUGACAAAAAGCCUAAUGAAUUGUGUACAGUUGAGACUUUUGUGGAACCUGGAGUGAACUUGAUAUGCCAACCAGGGAAAGAAUUUGCUAUCCAGACACCAUCAAAUUUGCCUUGUAUUUCUGCUCCUCAUACUCCUAUUAAUGGGCGUCGGAUCUUAAGCCCUGAUUCUUUCGUAAAUGACAGUUAUGUUCCUGAGGGAGACCCUGAAGUAAUUGCUGAGUUGGUGCUAUCACCAGAUCAGUUUUUGAAGGAUGCAUUAGAAACUAUGAAUCAGUCUUUACCAAGUGUAAGUCAAGUACAGGCUGUUGAAACAACCUCAAACAAAAUUGCAUUGCAGUCGGGAAAUUCUUCAAAACAGAAGAGAAGUAAUGAGAGGUUGGGCUUAGUGGGGACACAUGGAUCAUCCAGGCCAGAGAAGGGUUCUCCCCCUGCUAUAAAUAUGGAAGAACUGGGACCACUUAAGUCAAGGUUAACUUUUUUUGUGUCGUCAAAAACGUCUAAUGGCCAUCAGAGUGCACAGCCACCUAAACAGCACUCACAUCACUCUGCUGCUCAAACCAAAUUACUCCCUGUCUACACCACUACAACAACCAAAAGUAACUCUGUAAGACCUCCUGAAUUUGAGAGAAAGGUUAAGCUAUCAAGGAAGAAAGUUAUUGAAGUCAACACUAAUUCCAGUUCACAUUUUGUUGGUAUUGUACAUACUGAUGCUGAAAACAGAAAUCCAAGUCUCGCUAACCAACAAUCCUUUUCUGGCAGAAAAAGAAAAAGUUCUGAGUUCUUGUCAGAUGCACAUGAAAAGGACAUUAUUACUAACAAAAGAAAGUCUGUACAAGUGGAAAAACUAAGUAGAAAAUCAAAUCAUAAAAAAUAUCAUUCAAUUGGAGGAAGACCACUCCAGAAGAGGAUAUCUGUUUCUCAUGUUCAGGCCUCUGUUACUGCUCAAGUAAAGCCUGGAAAGCUUAUGCCUGGAGUUGCUCAGUCGCAAUUUGCUUUUAGGAAAUUAAUCAAAACAGUUAUUCCUAGACAUCCAAACCCAUUUUCUACAGGAAACAUGUAUUAUGAUGAACAAUGGAAAGAGAAGCAGGAAAGAGGUUUCACCUGGUGGCUGAAUUUCAUUCUUACUCCUGAUGACUUUACAGUGAAUACAGAGUCCUCCAGAGUAAAUACUGCUACGCUGUUUAUGGGUUCUGAGACACAGCACCACAAAAUUAGUGUCCCUGCAGCACCAACCAAUGAAGAAAUGUCACUGAAAGCAUACACUGCAAAAUGUAGACUUAAUCGUCUUCGCCGUGCAGCCUGCAGACUAUUUGCAUCUGAAGGGAUGGUUAAAGUUAUACAUAAGUUGGAAGCAGCCAUUGAAGCUAAACAUCUGGUUGUGCGGAAAGACCGAUAUCUCUGGAAAGACGUUGGAGAGCGACAGAAGAUCCUAAAGUGGCUUUUGUCAUAUAAUCCUCUAUGGUUGCGUAUAGGGCUGGAGUGUGUAUUUGGUGAACUGAUUCCAUUGGAAAGCAACAGCGAUGUGAUUGGCUUAGCUAGAUUUAUUUUAAAUCGCCUACUUUGGAAUUCUGAUAUAACUGCAGCAUUUCGACAUCCGACUGUGCCACAUUUAUAUCGUGACGAGCACCAGGAGGUUUUGGCACAAUUUACACUGAAGAAGUUUCUGCUUUUGGUUUGGUUUCUUGAUUGUGCCAAACAGUCUAGGUUGAUAGAUCAUGAUCCAUGCCUUUUCUGCAAAGAUGCAGAGUUUAAGACAAGCAAAGAUCUGCUACUUGCCUUCUCUAGAGACUUUCUCAGUGGUGAAGGAGAUAUUUCUCGUCAUCUUGGUUACUUUGGGUUGACUGUUAGCCAUUUUCAGACACCUCUCCAUGAAUUUAAUUUUGCUGUCACCAAUAUAGCUGUCGAUCUUCGAUGUGGUAUUCGUUUGGUACGAGCAGUGGAGCUUCUCACACGAAACUGGAAACUGUCAAAGCAGCUAAGAGUCCCAGCGAUUAGCCGUCUUCAAAAACUGCACAAUGUGGAUGUUGCAUUAAAUGCCCUUAAAACUCGAGGAGCUGACCUGAGAGACGAACACGACAACGUAAUAGAUUCGAGAGAUAUUGUUGAUGGACAUAGAGAAAAAACCUUAUCAUUGUUGUGGGGAAUCAUCUUUGCGUUUCAGGUGGAGAUUUUGCUGAAUGAAGAACAGUUACAAGAAGAAAUUGAAUUCUUGCAAAAAACUUUGCGCACACGCCAUAAACUGGCAGCCUUGCGUUCUGUGCCUGUACAGUCCCACUCAUUAAAAGAUCAAAACCUCAAAGAUAUACCUGAAAAAUACAGCCCAAGAAUCAAGUUGCUAAUGAAUUGGAUUAAUGCUGUUUGUAGAUAUUAUGGUGUCAAAAUUGAGAACUUCACAGUAGCCUUUUCUGAUGGCAGGGUUUUAUGUUACCUUGUCCAUCACUAUCAUCCUGGUCUUCUUGCUGCAGAUGAAAUCUGUUCGCGAACACUACAGACGGUAGAAUGUGCACAUCGUGGUACAGUGGCAAUUGAUACAUCAACCAGUGAUUCUGAUGAAAGCUCUAUUGAUGUCAUCCCCACAAACCUCAAUGAGUCUGCUUCUUCAUCAAGUAGACUCUAUGAAGAACUUUUGGAGAAUGAAAAGAAGAAUUUUAAUUUGGUGACUACUGCUGUUGCGAAACUUGGAGGUGUUCCAGCAAUGAUCCGACAAAUAGAUAUGUCAAAUACUAUCCCAGAUGAGAAGGUUGUCAUUGCGUAUGUUUCAUUUCUUUGUGCUCGUCUACUGGACCUUCGAAAUGAAACAAGAGCUGCCAGGAUCAUACAGGCUGCUUGGAGGAAGUACAAGUUAAAUCGUGAGCUUCAACUUUUACAGGAAAAAGUUCAAGCUGCCUGUGUCAUUCAAGCAGCUGUGCGUAAGUUCCUCUGUCGACAGCACGUUAAGAAGGAAACAAAUGCUGCUCUCGUUAUACAAAAGCAUUGGCGUGGUCAUGUGGCAAGGAAGAAAGCUCAGACAAUGAUGAUGACAAAGAUGCAAGCAGUGCAGAAUGAAGCGGCAACACUUCUUCAGGCCUAUUGGCGAAGAUAUGCUGCUAGAAGACAGCUUCAGCGAACACAGCACUCCUGUAUUCUCAUACAAAGCUACAUAAGAAUGAAAAUUGCAGUCACCACUUAUAAACGUACAAUAAGGGCUAUUAUUACACUUCAGCGGCAUUUCAGAGCACAUCAGUUAGCUUUAACUGAGCGGAGGAAUUAUUUAAAACUCAAACAAUCAGCUGUUAUAAUACAGUCUGCAUUUAGAAGAUGGAAAGCUCGGAAACUCAAAGAGCAGGCCAAGGCUUCAGUAUUACUCCAGAAAUACAUAAAGGGUUUUCUCUGUCGAUAUAAAUACAAAAGAUUUCAACGAUCCAUAUUCAUGUUGCAAACUUGUGCUAAAGGAUAUCUAGUAAGAAGUGAAAUUAGGAAGAGGAAGAAAGCUGUUCUUACGCUGCAGAAGCACAUAAAGGCAUAUGUGACAGGAAAGCAUGAAUAUGUUUCUUAUCAGAAAUUGAAAUGGGCUGCAGUAGUAUUUCAAUCUGCUUAUCGUGGCAUACAAGCAAGAAAGCUUUUUUGCCAAACAAAGUCAGCUUUAGUAAUCCAAUCUGUUUUUAGAAUGUAUCGGCAGCGAAAGAAGUACAUUGCCAUUCGGAAAAUGGUCAUCACAAUGCAGACUUUAGUAAGAGUGCGGUUAGCUCAGAUUAGGUUCCGAAAAUAUCGUCAAGCUGCCAUUAAUUUGCAGAGGCGGUUCAGAGCCAAACAACAGGGGUGGAAGGAGAUGCAGCAUUACCGAAAACUUAGACAGGCAGCUGUAAAGGUCCAGGUGGCUUUUCGGAGAUGGCAAGCUCAAAAAAAGAUUAGAGAAAAUGAAGCUGCAGUUAAAAUACAGUCAUGGUAUCAAAUGUGUAGAGAAAAACAAAAGUAUUUACGUCAAAAAGAAAGUUGUAUAAGAAUACAGUCAUGGUAUAGAUGCUGCAUUGCUCAACGUGCUUUCUGGACUAUCAAAAUUGCAGUGCUAGUCAUUCAGAAAUAUUACAGAGCUUACAAAGCAAGAAAAGCUCAAAAUAAGAAGCAUAUAUUGAUGCUCAAGGCAGCAAUAACAAUACAAGCUCAUUUUCAUGGUAUGAAGGCUCGAAGAUUUGCCAGAAAAUUGAAAGCUGCAUGUGUUAUUCAGUCAUAUUGGCAAAUGAGAAAAGAAAGAUUUAAGUUUUUACAAAGCAGACAAUGUGCAAUUACGAUUCAGGCCCAUGUGAGAAAAUGGCAAGCUCGGCGAAGAUAUUGUUCAAUGAAAAUGGCCGCUUGUAUUAUACAAACCCAUUUCAGAGCAAUUGCAGCUCAAAAAAAAGUUCAGUCUGAGUACAACGCAUUAAGGUCUGCAGCUAUUGUCUUACAAUCCGCAUACAGAGGGCUUCAAGCACGAAGACUGUUUUGGCUUUUACGGUCAAUUGUAAAGAUACAAUCUACUUUCCGAGGAUAUGCGUCACGAAAAACGUUCAUGAAAAUUAAAAACGCUGCCAUCAAAAUUCAGGCCUCUGUGAAAAUGAUGCAAGUACAAAAAUAUUACAGAUCUCUUAAAAAGUCUACACUGUAUAUUCAGAGACAUUACCGGGCUAAAAGACUUGGUUUGGAGACGCGAAAAGAGUAUCUGAAGAAAAGGGAAGCUUGUGUACGUCUUCAGUGUGCUGUUAGAUUGUACUUAAUGCAGCAACAAUUACGUUUGUGGAGGGAAUCUGCUAUUAAAAUUCAGUCCAUGUUCAGAAUGCACAGACAAAGGAAGCAGUAUCUUAAGAUCCAUUAUGCUGUCGUCAUAAUUCAAAGAAGAUUUCGUGCCUACAGUGAAGGGGUUUGUCAAAGACAGAAUUUCAUAAGAAUCAAAGAAGCCAUAAUAUGUUUACAGGCAGUAUACAAAGGUUACAGUGUGCGCAAAAUGAUUAACCUUCAACAUAAAGCAGCCUCCAAAAUCCAGGCAGCUUUCAGAGGGCACGCAUCAAGGGUCAAGUACUUGGCAAUGCAAAAUGCAGCCAUUGCAAUUCAGAGAUGGUAUAGGAGUUCCAAAGUUGGGCAGCAGCAGCGAGUUGAGUACCUUAAUAUUAGGACAGCAGUGAUUAUUAUUCAAGCGGCAUUUCGUGGAAUGGCUACAAGGGAAAAUUUAAAAGUGCAAUAUAAGGCUGCAGUGACCAUUCAGACUGCUUUCCGGAAAUUUCGAGCCCAGCAUCAGUUUGCAAUGUUAAAGAAUGCCACUUUAACCGUUCAACGUCGUUUUAAGGCAAAGAUCAUGGGGAGAAAAGAACGUCAAAAAUACCUGAGAAUGUGCCAAUCAGCAAUAAUAAUUCAAGCAACUUAUAAGGGUAUGAUUGCAAGAAAAGAAUACAGUAGAAAAUGGCAAGCUUGUAUUAUGAUACAGUCUUAUUUCAGAAUGCACAAAAUGUAUGCAAAUUUUCAGGCUAAGAGAUGUGCAGCUUUAGUAAUACAGAAUCGAUUCAGGGCACAUGUACAAAGAAAAUGUCAACGUCAAAAAUAUCAAAAGGUAAGGACUGCUGCCAUAUUGUUGCAAGCUUCAUUUCGUGGAAUGAAAAGCCGGAAAAGAAUGAAAGAAAUUCACAAAGCUGCUACAAUUAUCCAAGCUGCAGCUCGAUCUUUCUCAACCCGGAAGCAUUACACUACCCUGAGAGCCGCUUCAGUUUUACUGCAAAGGCAAUUCAGAGCUUCGGCACUGAGCAGAAAGCAGCGGGGAAUCUAUUUAUCUAUCCGUGGCGCAACCUUAACUAUACAAGCUGCUUAUAGAGGCAUGAAGGUUAGGCAAGAGAUUCGGCGCAGGAACAAGGCAGCUACAAUAAUACAAUCUGCAUUUAGGAUGCACAGAGUGUGCCUUCCAUACCAGGCCUUGAGGCUGGCUACUAUCAUCAUACAAACCCAUUUUCGAGCUCACCUUCAAGCGAAAACCUAUCAUGACAGUUAUUUGAAGCUUCGCAACAGUGUUCUGCUCAUUCAGGCUGCGUACCGAGGAACGAUUGUUCGACAGCAUUUGAGGAGCAUGCAUAAAUAUGCGACGUUAAUACAGAGUUAUUAUCGAAUGCACAAGGAACAACAAUGUUACAAGAGACUUUGCUGGGCGGCCAUAGCUGUACAGAGAAGAUUCCGAGCUUGCAAAGUUAGAGAUGCCUGUGUGAAAAGCUAUCAUGAUGUGAAGAGAGCAACUGUUCAUAUUCAGGCUGGUUUCCGAGGUAUGAAAGCAAGGCAAGAAGUUAGGCGAAUUUGUCAAGCUGCAGUAAUUAUCCAGAGGAGAUUUCGUGCCUACAAUGACAGAAAAAAGUAUCUGUAUCUUAAAACUGCCACUAUAGUCAUCCAACAGCGGUACCGUGCACGCCGGCUUACUCAGAUUCAACAAAAUAAUUACUCCGCUAUUCGUAAUGCAACCGUAUCCAUACAAGCCGCUUACAGGGGUAUGAAAGCACGUCGAGAGAUACAGUGCAAGCACAAGGCAGCUACAGUCAUACAGGCUACGUUUAGGAUGCACAGGAUAUGUCUUCCAUACAGGGCAUUGAAAGUGGCUGCUACAAUCAUUCAAAUCUAUUAUCGAGCUCACCUUCAAAUGAAAACAGAUCAUGACAAUUAUAUGAAGCUUCGCAACAGUGUUAUGCUUAUUCAGGCUGCAUACCGAGGAAUGAUUGUUCGACAGCAUUUGAGGAGCAUGCAUAAAUCUGCAACGUUAAUACAGAAUUAUUAUCGAAUGCACAAGGAACGACAAUGUUACAAGAGACUUUGCUGGGCGGCCAUAGCUGUACAGAGAAGAUUCCGAGCUUGCAAAGUUAGAGAUGCCUGUGUGAAAUGCUAUCAUGAUGUGAAGAGAGCAACUGUUCAUAUUCAGGCUGGUUUCCGAGGUAUGAGAGCAAGGCAAGAAAUUAGGCGAAUUUGUCAAGCUGCAGUAAUUAUCCAGAGAAGAUUUCACGUCUAUAAUGACAGAAAAAAGUAUCUGUCUCUUAAAACUGCCGCUAUUGUCAUCCAACAGCGGUACCGUGCACACCUGCUUACUCGGAUUCAACAAAAUAAUUACUCCGCUAUUCGCAAUGCAACCGUAUCCAUACAAGCCGGUUACAGGGGUAUGAAAGCACGUCGAGAGAUACAGUGCAAGCACAGGGCAGCUACAGUCAUACAGGCUACGUUUAGGAUGCACAGGAUAUGUCUUCCAUACAGGGCAUUGAAAGUAGCUGCUACAAUCAUUCAAACCCAUUAUCGAGCUCACCUCCAAAUGAAAACAGAUUGUGCCAAUUAUAUAAAGCUUCGCAACAGUGUUAUGCUUAUUCAGGCUGCAUACCGAGGAAUGAUUGUUCGACAGCAUUUGAGAGGCAUGCAUAGCACAGUAGCCAUAGACCUUCAAGAUACAAGGUGUAGACCUCCAGCUGGUCCUACCUUGACGCUUCCUUCAGAUGGAGCUAAAGAAAGCAGAAGGCCCAGCAUUGCACCUGUUUUAGAAGUAGCUGAUGUUUCAUCGAUCCAAGCCUGUGACCUUCUGAGUGACCACUCGGAGGACGAAGCCAAUCAUUCUGAUGAUGAACUAUCAUCAGCACCAGAGUACGUUAAAGGAUACCCUCCAAACUCGCCUUACAUUGGAAGCUCUCCAACCUUGUGCCACCUACAGCAGGAGAAAGUCCCAUUCUGCUGUCUUAGAUUAGACAAGGGGUGCCAACAUAAUUACAGUGAAGAUGCAAAAGCAUAUGGUUUCCGGAACAAGCUAAUCAUUGUUUCAGCAGAAACAGCUGGAAAUGGAUUGUACAAUUUUAUUGUUCCUCUUAGAGCUUACUACAGACCAAAGAAAGAGUUAAAUCCCAUAGUAUUGCUUCUGGAUAAUCCGUAA